UUUCACUCUCUUACUUUUUUUAUCGAGUUUUAUUAUGCCUCCAAAAAAAAGAACUAAAACAACUUUUAAAAAUUUCGUUCCAACCACUCAUUUUUCUCCUUUUAACAACCUAACAAAUAAUUUAUCCUUACAACAACAUCAAAAUUCCACUACACUACCUUUUGCCGAAAAUGAAACAAUAAAUCAUAUAGAUCCUUUGACGCCAAAUGAAGUAAGAUAUCCAGUAUAUAUGGACCCUUUAAAUAACACAACAAGAUAUCCGAUAACCUUGCAACCUUCUCAACCUUCUCUUAUUACUCAUCAUGUAACUCAUAAUCAAGAAAAUCAAUCACCUUUUAAUUCUGUAGCCAUAAAUAAUCAAAGUCCUAUCCAAUCAACUUCUACCAUUUAUUAACUUCAAUACACCUAAAUCAACAAACAGAUAGACAACAUCAGAAACUCGAAUGCUUAUUGAAGAAGUAAGAAUGCAAUGGCAAGCAUUGCAACAAGUUAAAGAUCCAAGAGAAAAGAACCGAAUCUGGGAUAAAAUUAUUAUUAACAUCUAAAAGUCAGAUAUGGCAAGUCCAUCUUUAAAAGAACGUACAAAGACAUCAGUUCAACAGAAGUGGGAUGCACUUCUCCAAAAAUUCCGUGACAUAAAGGAUAAAACUGAAAGCACUGGUGGCGAAGCUAUCCAAAAUGACUAGAAGUUUUUUAAGGACAUGGAUAGCUUUUUAA
Molecule: messenger RNA, 717 nt
Organism: Rhizophagus irregularis DAOM 181602=DAOM 197198
Lineage: Eukaryota; Fungi; Glomeromycota; Glomeromycetes; Glomerales; Glomeraceae
Source: RefSeq, a predicted model, not a curated record